Messenger RNA from Melanotaenia boesemani (Boeseman's rainbowfish), 9487 nucleotides. RefSeq lists its product as uncharacterized. The record is from RefSeq and is a predicted model, not a curated record. Bases 540 to 7190 code for a protein of 2216 amino acids. The transcript has 21 exons. NCBI's taxonomy places the organism in Eukaryota, Metazoa, Chordata, Actinopteri, Atheriniformes, Melanotaeniidae. Gene Ontology annotation, molecular function: protein binding. Gene Ontology annotation, biological process: regulation of apoptotic process.
AGCAGACGGGCUCGAGCUUAACAUCUCUUAAUAUUUCCCAUUACUAGAAGAAGCUCAAACGCGUAUUUCUCUUGUAUAAAUAAAAAAGGUAAACUUUUCACACACUCCUUUUGGUCGUAACAUCGGUAUUUACGCCCGGCGACAUUUCUUCGGUUGAACCGGCUGUAAAUCGUGUGGAAUAUUAGCGGAGGUGUAGGAUUGAAGUUUCCAUGACAUGCUUGUAUAAACUGCAAACUGGACAGGACUUGUUCUAAAGUAUUUGGCUGACACAUAGUUUUUACAGUGUCAUGUCCCACAGAGCUUUGAGAUGAACUUUAUCCACGUACCACAGAGAGGGAGGAGACUUGCUCUUGGAUGACGUCAUUAGUGUUGUGCUGCCACACGGCGGCAGACUCACUAUUUCAUAUGAUUUUAUUUAAAGAAAAUUGCAGCAUGGAGAUGCUCUAGCAAGUGAUGGAGUUAAUCGUCAACAGAGACUUUUGAGGCCAAUGUGUCAGUGAGGUUGGGUUUGUGUGCAGAACACACCGACGUCAGGAAUCAUGGCUUGUACGACACAGACUGCCUUAGAUUAUGUCACCAAUGCCAGAUGUAACCUGGUGGGAGAAUUAAGGGGUCUCUCUGUGAUCCUGGAGAACUUGUAUCAGCAAAGAGUUCUCAGUGAUGAAGCUGUCAGCAAAGUACAGGCAGAAAAAGACGACUAUGAUAAAAACAGAACAAUGCUGGACUUUGUCAUUCAAAGUGGGGAAGAGGCCUGUUACAAGUUACUCAAGAUUAUUUAUAUGACGAGGAAGAGGAAUUUACGGAGGGAUGAAGCUUCUGGUGAGACCAGAAGGUUUGACCUGCACCACUGGAUCAGCUGCUUUUCUUUCAAGGAAGACACAGAAAUGGAUGAAAACUAUUUACAAGGACCAAAGCCGUGUCACAGAUAUCAGAAAAAGUUGAAGUCAAAAGCUCAAAAAAUAUCAAAGGAGUUCUGGACGUCCAGUAAAACUCUUUUUGAAGAAAACAAGAAGCCUGUCCUGUCUUACACUUCACUUGUAUUGGAAACACAAGGGAGGAUUGCUCCUUCAAAAAUAAAGAAAUUUAAGAGCAAGAAGAGCAGGAUGUGUCGUCCUAAAAAGCUCAGGACAUACGUCCCUGAGAACAAACUAGAAAUCUCUCCCAGUGACCUGCUGAAAACACAUAAAAACAUACUGUUAGUUGGGAAACCUGGAAUUGGAAAGACAGCACUGACUCUUGAGUUGUUGAGACUUUGGUCAGAAGGAGACAGGAAGGAGCUGGAAUACAUGUUUUACUUUGACAUGAGGGAAACGGAGCCCAUCACAUCAGCCAAGAACUUAGAAGAUCUUCUUUUCAGUUUGUACAGUGAACCAGAUGAAGGCAAAGAUGAGGUCUUACAGGACAUCAAGACGAACUCUGACAAUGUUAAAAUCAUUUUUGAUGGACUCACAGAUCUCUCUGUAUCAGUUGUUCAGAGACUCGUAAAAAAGGACCUUCUGCCUGAUGCAAAGAUCAUCAUGACUUGUAGACCAGAUGAUGAAGAUGAAGAUUCAUUGCUUGAGGAGUGUCUCAGAGUGGAGGUGCAAGGCUUUAGUGAGCAGACCAUAAAAACAUACUUGUCUGCAACGCUAGGCGAAGAUCUGGAGAAGGUUCUGAGCAGUGUAGAGUUGUUAACUCUUUGCCACGUCCCCAUGUAUGCACUGAUGGUGGCUGCCUGCUUUUCAUCAGACGACUCGACACAGCCAAGGACCAUAACAGAAAUAUACAUCCAUAUUGUUCGUUUUUGUCUUAAGACAAACAACAAAACAAAAACCAAACAUCUGAAUUCCUUCAUCAGAUCCAGGAGUAAAGAAAUCCUGUCUCUGGCUGAAACUGCUUUUCAUGCAACUCAGAAAAAAAACGUGAACCUGGAGAAACUGGUCUGUGAAGACAGCUGUGUCCUUUCCUUCCUGAAAACACUUGAUAUAAAAGUUGACGUUACUGAAACAAUAACUACACAUGCAUUUCUCCACUACACAGUUCAGGAGUUUUUUGCAGCUGUGUGGCUUUUGAAGAAUCCCGAUAACAUCAGGGAUGUUUUUCAGCAGUGCCUCACUGAGGAGCAGAAACACAUGAAACAUCUGAUUCCUUUCAUGUGUCGAUUGAUGAAUGAAAAGAGCCCCAGUUUGAUGAGCUGUCUGAUUCCAGUUGAGGACAACAACAAAACAUCUAAGUGGUUCUUUAAAGAGAUGAUUACAACAUUUUCUGCGUUGGCUGGCACUGAGGACAGUCGGCUUGAUGAUGACAUACUGUUCUUAUGUCAGUGCUUGUAUGAGUACCAGUGUCCUGAAGCAUGCAUCUACCUUCUGGAUAAACUGGAUUUCUGUCUUGACCUCAGUGGAGAGAAACUGGAUCCUUACACUUGCUGCGCCGUGGCCUAUGUGGUCACUCAGUCAAAGGAAAGGAAGAUAUGGCUGAACCUUGAGGAUGUGACAGUAUCAGAAGAAGGAAUGAGACGACUGUUUGGAUGUCUUGAAAACGUGCAGUGGUGUGACCCUCUGCCACAGCAGCUGUGGAAGAUUAACCUUCUCAUUGGAGGACAAAUAGAUUAUGUAACCUCACUUGGUUUGGAUGGGAACCAGUUGCACCUUCCAGUGGACGGAAAAUCAUGUCUGUUUGAAAGAGCUGUGAAAAUUAUACAAAGGAUGACUGCAAAGGUAAAUGUCUGCCUUCACUGGGACCGAGAAGGUCCUGUCUGCCAGAGUCUGUCUGAGGCUCUCUUUGAGGUUUUACCAAACAUCAACUCACUCAGUUUCAGGAGGACCUCCAGAGGUCCAGGUUCAAGCAACCAAGAGAAGUCUAAUGAGACUCUGGAAAGGGACCAGAAAGAAUUAUUCCUGGAUUUAUGCCUCAGAACAGCACUUUGUGAUAAACAAAGAUUUCAUGAUGUAGUAAAUGUGCUCCUGUCAUUUUUUCCCAUUAAAACAGACUUUACUAACAUCCUUCUGGAUUUAUAUCAGCAUGUCAAGAGCAAAAGCAAUUUUAGUCUCCUUCCAUCAAUACAGUCAGUUUUCCAGUCAGGUCCUGCAGUCUGGUACAUAAAGCUCUCAGAGAGAAAGACCUCCAUCCUCCUGGAAGUGCUGAAACUCCAAUCAGAGAAGAAACAAGUGAAGCUGACAGACUGCUCACAUGAAGAGAGAGAAGUGAGAAGUUUCCUACAGUGUCUGCCUUAUAUCUCACAGCUCAGUUUGGUUCCUCAGAGGUCAGAUCUUCAAGAAGAAACCAGGUUGUUUGUGAAUCUGUUCUGUGCAGCAGCAGAGAGAGAACAGCAGACAGGAGAGAAGAUACUGAAGCUGUUAUCAUCAGUCUGCUCAUAUCAAUCAUUCACUUUUCAUGAGAUAUACAUGGAUGAUGAUGAUUUAAUUGAAAAUCAGUGUGAUUUCCUGCUGGAUCUGUACUCCCAGAUGAAGGACUGUGAGACUAAAACAGGCCUGAGUCUCCUUCCAUCCUUGCAGUCAGUUUUCCAGUCAGGUCCUGCAGUCUGGUCCAUAAAGCUCUCAGAGAGAAAGACCUCCAUCCUCCUGGAAGUGCUGAAACUCCAAUCAGAGAAGAAACAAGUGGAGCUGACAGACUGCUCACAUGAAGAGAGAGAAGUGAGGAGUUUCCUGCAGUUUCUGCCUUAUAUCUCACAGCUCAGUUUGGUUUCUUGGACGUCAGAUCUUCAAGAAGAAACCAGGUUGUUUGUGAAUCUGUUCUGUGCAGCAGCAGAGAGAGAACAGCAGACAGGAGAGAAGAUACUGAAGCUGUUAUCAUCAGUCUGCUCAUAUCAAUCAUUCCCUUUAAGAAGCAGAAACACUGAUGAUAAAUAUCAGUGUGAUUUUCUGCUGGAUCUGUACUCCCAGAUGAAGGACUGUGAGACUAAAACAGGCCUGAGUCUCCUUCCAUCCUUGCAGUCAGUUUUCCUGUCAGCUCCUGCAGUCUGGUACAUAAAGCUCUCAGAGAGAAAGACCUCCAUCCUCCUGGAAGUGCUGAAACUCCAAUCAGAGAAGAAACAAGUGGAGCUGACAGACUGCUCACAUGAAGAGAGAGAAGUGAGGAGUUUCCUGCAGUGUCUGCGUUAUAUCUCACAGCUCAGUUUGGUUUGUCAGAGGUCAAAUCUUCAAGAUAAAACCAGGUUGUUUGUGAAUCUGUUCUGUGCAGCAGCAGAGAGAGAACAGCAGACAGGAGAGAAGAUACUGAAGCUGUUAUCAUCAGUCUGCUCAUAUCAAUCAUUCCCUUUAAGAAGCAGAAACACUAAAUAUCAGUGUGAUUUCCUGCUGGAUCUGUACUCCCAGAUGAAGGACUGUGAGACUAAAACAGGCCUGAGUCUCCUUCCAUCCUUGCAGUCAGUUUUCCAGUCAGGUCCUGCAGUCUGGUCCAUAAAGCUCUCAGAGAGAAAGACCUCCAUCCUCCUGGAAGUGCUGAAACUCCAAUCAGAGAAGAAACAAGUGGAGCUGAUAGACUGCUCACAUGAAGAGAGAGAAGUGAGGAGUUUCCUGCAGUGUCUGCCUUAUAUCUCACAGCUCAGUUUGGUUCCUCAGAGGUCAAAUCUUCAAGAAGAAACCAGGUUGUUUGUGAAUCUGUUCUGUGCAGCAGCAGAGAGAGAACAGCAGACAGGAGAGAAGAUACUGAAGCUGUUAUCAUCAGUCUGCUCAUAUCAAUCAUUCUGUCUUGAUAAGAGAUACAUGGAUAAUAAAUGUCAGUGUGAUUUCCUGCUGGAUCUGUACUCCCAGAUGAAGGACUGUGAGACUAAAACAGGCCUGAGUCUCCUUCCAUCCUUGCAGUCAGUUUUCCAGUCAGCUCCUGCAGUCUGGUCCAUAAAGCUCUCAGAGAGAAAGACCUCCAUCCUCCUGGAAGUGCUGAAACUCCAAUUAGAGAAGAAACAAGUGGAGCUGACAGACUGCUCACAUGAAGAGAGAGAAGUGAGGAGUUUCCUGCAGUGUCUGCCUUAUAUCUCAGAGCUCAGUUUGUAUCCUUGGACGUCAGAUCUUCAAGAAGAAACCAGGUUGUUUGUGAAUCUGUUCUGUGCAGCAGCAGAGAGAGAACAGCAGACAGGAGAGAAGAUACUGAAGCUGUUAUCUUCAGUCUGCUCAUAUCAAUCAUUCCCUUCUCAUGAGAGAUACGUGGAUGAUGAUGAUUAUAGUUUAAUUGAAUGUCAGUGUGAUUUCCUGCUGGAUCUGUACUCACAGAUGAAGGACUGUGAGACUAAAACAGGCCUGAGUCUCCUUCCAUCCUUGCAGUCAGUUUUCCAGUCAGGUCCUGCAGUCUGGUCCAUAAAGCUCUCAGAGAGAAAGACCUCCAUCCUCCUGGAAGUGCUGAAACUCCAAUCAGAGAAGAAACAAGUGAAGCUGACAGACUGUUCACAUGAAGAGAGAGAAGUGAGGAGUUUCCUGCAGUGUCUGCCUUAUAUCUCACCGCUCAGUUGUGGUCCAGAGUUCUUCCAGAGUGUGUGUUCCUCCAUCUUUGUGAGAUCCACAGAGGAUUUGCAGCAGCUGGUGUUUCUGCUGCAGCUCCUGGAUUUCCAGCUGCUAUUAACAGGAGAUUUAAGCAGGAAAACCUGCUGCUCUGUGGGGAGACUUCUCCGAGUGUGGGGUUUUAAAGUGGAUCUCACCCUCACACCCAGCAGGAUGUCUGUCAGAGGAGCUGCCCUCCUCUUCAGAUACACAACACAGCUACACAGUCUGAAGCUUUCCAACAACAUGACCUCCGUCCUGCUUCAGUGUGUCAGAAGAGGCAGACUGAUCCUUCCUCUGGCUGUUGAAGAGCUUUAUCUUGUUUCUGAUAAAGUUCCACCAGCAGAGAGAGUCUUGUUGAAGGUUGUCAGCAGUUUGGCUUCCCUGCUGAGAUACUGGACAGUGGGACGAUUGGACCUGACGGAGUCCUGCAUCCCUGCUCAGAGUCUCAUCACACUGCUGCUUCAUGAUGCUCCUCUCACUCUCAGAUUGAGUGAAGACAACAUCCAGCAGCUUCUGGUCCUGCUCCAUGAAAUCCAGGAUGAGAACUUGAGUCUGUCCUUCUUGAGUAAGAUCGGUGGAGACCUGACCUCCUGCUGUCUGAACUGGAAGUUUCUUCAUCAUCUGCUGCAGCUGCCGUCAGCUCAGACCAUCACUGUGAACCUGAAGAAGAACCACUUCUUACAGGAGACAGCUGCACAUCUGCUUCCCUUUCUGGACAGGAUUGUAUUUAAAAGGCCCAGUCCCAGAUUUGUGAGGACGUCCAUCAGAGAGGUCUACAGAGCUCAUGCCAGUCACAUGGUCCCCAGUUUACUGAGGUCACUGGAUCAUGUGAUCAACCUGAACUGCACAGAGCUGGACUCAGUGGACUGUGCUGCUCUGCUCUUCAUCCUCAAACACAGUGACAGAGUCCAACUAAAGCUGCUGGGGACCUUCAUCCCAGCAGAGGAAAUAAAGUCCAUCCUCUGGACCCUGGACAGAGUUACGGAUCUGAGUGUGGACAGGAAUCUGCUGCUGAGGUUCAUCCACUGCUGUGCUGCCUCUGAUGACCACCAGGAGGCAGCAUCAGACCUGCUGAGGACUCUGCAGCACAGGUUAGACCUGUCCUGCUCCUCCUAUGUGGAGCUACCAGAGGAGGGUGGGAUUGAACCUCUGAGUCUGACUGUUGGAGACUGCCAGGCCGUCUGCACCAUCCUGAGACACAUCAGACAAGACACUAAGCUUCACCUGCAAGACUGUGAGGUGGAGGACAGAGGACUGGACCUACUGUUUCCUGUUCUACACAGGGUCCGUCUCAGAGUUAGUAAGACUGUCCUCGUCCAGCUGCUGUCCCUGCUUCCUGUGAACAAUGAGAGGGACACGGUGAGACGAGCAGUGUCCUUGUGUCAAGCCCUGGGAGGAGAGCUGGAUCUGAGCCACACCACACUGGAUCAGAGGCUCUGUGGAGCUCUGGUCCAGAUGCUGGACUCCUGUGAAGAGCUGACAGAACUGGACCUCAGUCACUGUGAGCUCACUGACCAGCUGCUGCUCCAGCUCACCCCACAUCUGCACAAAGUCCACGUCCUGGAUCUGAGCCACAAUAACAUCACUGAUGCUUCCACUGAUGAUUUACUCCAGCUGGUCUCCAUCAAUCCCUCCAUCAACACUGUGCGACUCUUCAGCAACAACAUCGUGAACACGACGUGCUUUAAAAAACACAAGCAGUUUGAAAUGUGGUGAAGUGGACGUCAGUCAGGUGGUCAUGUGACCAUCAGGACGUCUUCUCCUGAUCUUUAGAUGUAAAUAUUGUCUGCAGUGUAGCAGUAACUGUGUGUGAGGUGCUCCGUGGUGGACGAUCACCACUGCUUGAUGAUGAUGACGACCAUGAAAACGGUUCCUGUCUUUAUACCUGAUGAUGAUGAAGAGGACAGUAUAUGUGGAGCAUCCCGUCUUCGUGACACUCGAUUCUUCUUUUAUUCUGGUUUACAUGUUUCAGUGGAAGCAGAACAGAAUGACUCUGAUGACGUCUCAAAGUAACGAUGCAAUGACUGAAAACUCGGGGAAAACAAUGUUUUAUCUUUAACUGUAAGAAAUGAUGAGAAUGAUCUUUAUUAGUUCAUAUACGAGUUUAAUUCAUGCAAAAAAGUCAUGCUGAUUUUCUCUUUACAAGUUUUGUUUCUAUUUUGUAAUUUUACUUUUUAUUGUUUUAUGUGUGAUUAACAAAACAGACGGUACAUCAAUACAUUCUUACGUGUUCGCGUCCAGUGAGAGGUUUACAUAUUAAAUCAUAAUGAAACUAAAGAUAAACUAAUUGAGUUGGAAUUUAAAUGAAUUAGCAACCACAGCAGCAUGUCAGUCAUAUUUUAUAACUCCCAUUGUAGGAGCCAUUAUUUCUAUUCAGUGUUUGGUUCAGGUGGUGUUUGUUUAUGUUUGGAAUGGCACAGGUGACCUAUAGGUCGCACAGUUUUUACCGCUUCUCAAUGUUUUAACGCUUCUGAACGCUUCUUCCACCGCCUUUCACUACCUCCAUCCCUGUCAUAACCUCGGGGCCAUCCAUCCAUCCUGUGCUGUAGACCGCCAUCCUGGACUUCAGAUCGUCAUUCCUUCAUUCAAUAAAUAGGAACACACCCCAAACUUACCUUUCAGUCUGCACAUUGGUUUAAUGAAGCACGUUAUGACCGGGAUCCCCCGCACCCAGAGCGACUAAAAUGAUAGGACCAGGUAGUCGCUACACCCAUCCAGCCACAUGUAUGUCAGGAAGCUGUUCCAGCACCUCUUAAAUCUUUCAUCCUCAUCUCUGAUUCUGGCCAACAUUUGUUCAGAGACCAUUUCUAGCCUAGAAUCCAGUCAUUUCUUGGGUUCUGGAGGGGAUGUAUGUUUUCCAUAAUCUGAGGAAACUCUGGCAGCAGUGAUAACUGCAACAUUUUUACUGUAAGGUCAUAUUUACAUAGAUUUGGUAGCUCUUUAUGAUCCCUAAAAGGCAGAGUCUUGGUGAUUUGGAUACUGUGAUACUCAGGCAUUUUCCAAUAAGAAAUACCACUUUUCCCCGAAAUGGCUGUUCUAGUUUACGUUCCCAAAAUACCUGCAGGAAUUUUCCAGUCUCCAUUAGGCAUUUCUAGCACAGGUUACUGGCCAGAAUAGCCAUCCCACACUGGAAAAAUGAACUAAGGCCGUUGUUCACUUUAUGUUUACAAUUCAUUUUCAGUCAACACGUAAAAGUUUUCUGGGUUAAACUGUUUCUUUUUUCCAGUAAACCUCAUGUAAUUAUGUCUCAUGUUACAGCUGCUUUCUGGAGCGAGCGAAGGUGGCAACCUGUGGCAUCUUUAGUUUCAAAUAGUUUAAAUGUCUUUGUUUUAAUGUUUUGUAUUUUGUAUUUAUUCCAGUUUUUUGCUCUAUGUGAGCCAUUUUAAAGUCAGUUCGUCCUUGUUUCUCAAUACAGGAGCAGAAUAUGGUUUUAUUAUAACUGUUACUUGCUGCAAAGACAGUUCAUUCCUCUUAUUAUUCUUUAUAUACAUUUCAAUCACACCUGUAAUCAUUUCCUUUUAUUAUUCAUUCCUUUAUUCAUUCAUUUAUUAAUUGUAUUCACACUGAUUGUUCCUAUAUUACACGUUUUACAUUUUUCAACAUUUUAUCCAUGUUAUCCAUUUGUGCAUGCAACAUGUUCUGAUUUGAUGCUGUCCUGUAAGUUCAUGGGGAGGACAGAGUGACCCCAUCUCAGGCUUUUGAUAGUGGGUACAGGCUGGUACUCGUGCAUACGAAUGUAGCUUAACUCCUUAAAGAUAGCAUAGGUUGUUUAUGGCACCAGCCUACAGAAUUACACACCCACCUCCAGGUUCUGGGGAAGGGAGGCUCCACUCUGUCCUGGCCUUAUCUGCUCAGGAUGACCUUCAGUGGUAAACAGAAAGGUAUAAAACUUAUGUCUGUCCUUGGCUCCAGCAGAGUCCUCGGCUGACUCGUUCCCAGGUCAGAUGACUGCUCUCCUUGCAAGUAAUUUUGUCUUUGUUCAUUUUGCUUUAAUAAAUUUUGUUAUACUUUUA